Ananas comosus (pineapple) is the source of this 1653-nucleotide messenger RNA. RefSeq names its product FBD-associated F-box protein At1g66310-like. Bases 1 to 1653 code for a protein of 550 amino acids. The record is from RefSeq and is a predicted model, not a curated record. Gene Ontology annotation, molecular function: protein binding. Lineage: Eukaryota; Viridiplantae; Streptophyta; Magnoliopsida; Poales; Bromeliaceae. The transcript is spliced from 4 exons.
AUGGAAACCGAGCAAGUUAACAAAAGAGCGCGAUCUUCGAGGCCUUCCACUGUAGAAAGAAGAACAACAAUUUAUGAUUUACCUUAUGCAUUGCUUUGCUAUAUCAUAUCCUUCCUUCCAUUAAGGGAUGCGGUGAGAACUGGCGUUUUGGCUCAUUCUUGGAAAACUAUUUGGAUGUCCAACCCUAACUGGAACUUGUCGUUCCUGACUUUCCCGCGCAUGCGAAACAAGAAGCAACGGUACGAAGAAUUUGUCGAUCGCGUCAUCUAUUUGCAUGCCGGAGCAGGAAUCCAAUCAAUGAAGAUUUGUCACACCAGUUACGAUGGAUUCAGCCAGCGGGCUCAGAUAUGGAUGCAGUGUUUAGUACAGAGGCACCCGCUACGCGAAUUAGACAUCAACAUAUGCUAUCCUGUGCUACCACCCUCCGCGCUAUUCUAUUGCACCACCUUGGUCAGUCUGCGGCUUUGCUUGUAUGAUUUGAGCCCUAACAUUCCGAGGAAGGCGAGGCUUCCAAACCUGAAGUAUUUGACUCUCGAGCAGGCCGUAUUCCAGGGUUCGAGUGCAUUUCAAAGGUUAAUUGACGGGUGCCCAAAUUUGACUGCACUUGUAUUGAAGGAGUGUUUACUGAGCGCGGAAAACGAUCAGGAUAUCAAGAUUUAUCACGACACACUAAUCGAGCUGAGUAUAAUCAAUUGCCGUUAUUUCCCCAGUUCGUUGCUGCACUUAACGGCGGUAAACCUUAGCAGGUUCGCCUACGAAGGUCGGAACCUGCAGCUCAGCCCGCGUAAUAUGUGUUACCUGCAGUCGAUAACGUUUGCAAGGCUAGAAUUUGAAGAGCUUGUCGAUCUCUAUUUGAACAAAAUGAAUAAUGGAUUGGCAGCGCGUUAUGGCCAAAAUAUGUGCAGGUUAUUGUCGUCCUUUCGUAGCGCUCGGGGACUUGUACUGGGUGACUGGUGCAUCGAGUACUUGUCGAUGGCAGCUGACAGCCUCAGAAUCUCACCGUUAUCGAAUCUGAGGUCACUGAAUCUGCGAAUUUGGCCAAACAGCGGCCACACUUCUGCAGCUGCUUUUCUGGUCAGGUCCUGCCCAGCACUUCUGCAUCUACAUAUAACACUGUGUGAGAAUUCAAGCCCCGGAUUGUACCACAAUGCAGAAAGACAAAGGCAUCCAGUUCCUACCGAUAUCCUCGCAGGCGAGCCAUUCAAUCAUAGCCUAAAAAAAGUCGAGAUCAAGAAAUUCCGAGCUUCUGGUGAUGAGAUGAAGCUCCUACAAUACAUGCUUAAGACUUUUCUUGUUUUGGAGGAGCUCAAUGUCAAGUUUGUUACAUGGAUUAAUCCCCCGUUGAUGUCACAAGCUAAAAAGAAGGCUAGAACGUUCGUGAGAGCUUCGCCAAAUGUGGCCGACCUGUGGAAGGUAAUCGAUGGUGCUGAAACAACUCCACCAUCGAAGGAGAAUGCAGAAGUGUUUAGAAAGUGGCGUAUCAAGGCAGGGAAGGCGAUGUUCAUUCUGAAGACGAUAAUCGGAGAAGAGCUGCUGGAGCAUAUCAAAGAAACAGACACAUCCAAGGCUACAUGGGAUACCCUCGCCUCGUUAUUUCCAAAGAAAAAUGAUACUCAACUUCAACUGCUGGAGAAUGAGCCGAUGACGAUAUAG